AUGUCAUCUCACGUUUCUGCUACAACAUCACCAUUAUUGUCACCUCAAGAUUCACCCAAAGAAAUUAUUGUAUCGACUCAACCCGAAAGUUUCGAAAGUUCCACUUUCCAACAAUCAUCACAAUCACUACAAUCAUUACAAUCUGUACCAUCAUUACCUAUAGAACAAUAUCUUCGUUGUCCAAUAUGCAAAGAUUAUUAUGAUCUACCAAUAUCAACAAAAUGUCAACAUACUUUUUGUGCUGGAUGCAUGAAGUGUAAUUAUGAAAAUAAAGAUACUGCAAUGGAAUGCCCCGUUUGCGGGUAUUGGUUUAAAACUUUCACUCAGAUGUGUAAAAAUACUGUUAUCGAAGAUUUUUUGAGAGAAUAUAAAAAUUUGAGUUCAACAACGAUUCGAUUAUAUAAAUUGGGACUUCAAAUGGAUAAUGAAAAAUGUAAUGAAGAUAAUCAAGAAAUCGAUAUAUCAAAGACUAAAAUUAGUUCACAAACAAGUAAAAUUUUUCAACAAUCUAUUUUAAAGAAUUCAAUGAAUUUAUCAAAUUCAAUUAUGUUUUCAUUAGAUUCUGGUUCACAAGAAUUAAAAAGAAGUGUUGAAAAUUAUGAUGAUGAUAUUCCUACAAAACGAUUAAAAAGUGAAAGCAGUGAUUCAUUUUUUUUUAAUAAGAAGGGUAAUUUUAAUAAUAAAACCGCGAACAAAAAACCGAAGCUUGUAUAUUGUUUGAUCAAAGAUAAGUCAUUAAAAAAUAUGAUGAAGGAAGAAGGAUUGUCUUUAAAUGGAAACCGAAUCGAAUUGAUUAAACGACAUUCAUAUUUUACUUAUCUCUGGAAUUCAAAUGUUGAUGCUACUAAUCCAAAAACUAAAGAAUCUUUAAUUAAAGAAGUUCAAAAAUGGGAAAGGACACAACAAAAUCAAAAAAGAAUUAUUGAGAAUAAUGAUAGUUUUAAAAGGUUUUUAAAUACAGAAGAAGAAAUUAAAUCAUAUGAUAUCCUUUUAAUGUCCGAUAACAAUAACAGUUAA
Messenger RNA from Diversispora eburnea, 1017 nucleotides. The record is from the annotation of a GenBank genome assembly. NCBI's taxonomy places the organism in Eukaryota, Fungi, Glomeromycota, Glomeromycetes, Diversisporales, Diversisporaceae.